AUGACAUUGGGAAAGAUGAAUGCCGCUUUGGCGGCCUUGCUCUUGGCCAAGUUUGCUUUGGCUGCUCCUCAGACCAUCACAUCCACCGUGCCAGUCGUCUUUGCUGGUACACGCACCAGUACUUCGGUUUUCGUGCCAACCGACCCAGAGACAAGCACAGUCACGGCUUCAGCCGCCUUUGGUGGCGUACGUUCUUCUACUCAGACUUUUGUACAAUCUGAGCCUCAGACAAGCACAGUCACUGCAUCUGAAGUCACACAGGUCAAUCCCAGCACGUCCACUUUCGUACCAACCAAUGUUCAAACCGUCACCAUUGGAACUUCUACAUCUACUGCUGAGGAAGCAGAGACAACGACGGCAACCGCUCCAACACAAACCUUGGUGUUGCCUACGUCAACAUUUCCUAUCGCGACAGACGUCGCAAGACCUAACCCAGCCGACACCGACCAAAGCAUCAACGACAGCGACAACCGCGACAGCAGUCAGAACACCGACAACAGUGACAACAGUCUGAAAGACAACAGCGCCAACAACAAUGCCGACAACAGCAACAAACAAGCCAACAUCUUUGCGCCAGAGAUUAUCGUAUACGUAACGCAGGCAAAAGCUAUCGAGGACAACCAAGUCGUGACUAAAGCGUACACGGUCACUGAGCGCGAACAUGGUCAGGUUGGAGACUCAAACUACGUUCCAUAUGGUUAUACAAAGGAGUGGAUUGAUUGCACUUGGUGCUACGAACCUACCAAGGUUGAAGUAAUGUCGACUUGCCCAACCCCCUACGAUCAAGAAUAUGGCUACGGUUACGAGGAUGCUGGUUACGAAAGCUCUGGCUAUGAGGGUUCUGGCUACGAAGGUUCUGGCUACGAAGGUUCUGGCUACGACGGUUCAAGCUACGACGAUUCCAGCUACGAGGGAGAGACUGGUCAGGAACAAGGAUCCUGGUUCAACCACCCAUUCGGUAGCUGGCCUUCUUGGUCUGGGUCUGAGUCGGACGAUGCUGGUUCUGGUUCAAACACCGAUGGUGCUGACACCGAUGCCUCUGGGUCAAUUCCUCCUCGUGCUGAGGGUGCUGCUCCACCCGCCGAUACUGUGUCACCUCCCGCUGAUGCUCCUGCGGGACCUGUUUCUUUUGGACCUGGCCCUACCUGGACGGCUCCUGCGGUUCCCGCUCAGCCUACCGCUGCACCCUUCCUCCCUGCAUCCUCGGCCGCUCCUGAGUUUGGUCCCUCCAUCACACCAGCAGCUCCAUUUGUUCCAGAGUCUCCAGCCAACUAUACUCCUCCCGCUCCGGUUGAUGCUCCAGUUUUCAACGGACCUCCAGCCGACUCUGCUCCUCCGUUUUCUCCCGAUGUCCCGGAAAACACUGCGCCGGAGGCUCCAGUAGAUGCUCCAGACAACUUCCAAGCUCCCGAUUCUCAGGCUAGCUUUAACGAUGACUUUGCUUCCUUCACCUCUCCUCCUGCAGCUGCCCCUACUGUCAGCCUUACUCCACCGGGUCCUCCUCCUGCUCUGAUUAACUCUACUCCCAUCGCUCCUGUAUUGAUCCCAGGCAGCUCUGUCCGGUCGAACUCUGCUCCCAGCGCACCAUCUACUCCGGCCGCUCCUGCCGAUGCUCCGGCUGCUCCUGCCGACGCUCCUGCCGACGCUCCUGACGCUCCUGACGCUCCUGCCGACAUCGAAGACGCCCCUAUUCCAAACGCUCGUGUAGACGCGGUGUCCACGAUAACAACCACUCACAGCGUUCUACCGGCUCCCGUUCAUGUCACAUCCACAACCACCGUUACCAUCACUAACACGGUCACGCGAUUCUCUGCCAACGACGACUGCACUCCUGAAGUCUCCACGAUCUACAGAGAUGGUCCCACUGCCACGGUCUACAGGGGUGCUCCAGCAGUUGAUGCUCUAGAUGCCCCCAACACUCCAAUUGUAUACACUCCCCGCUAUAGCCCUGACUUCUCGUCCAACGAUUACACUAGCACAUCGGCUAUCACGGCUAGUACGCCAACUUACAGGGCUGGUACAGCUUUCGGUGCUGACAGUACUGAUUCUACCACUAGCGAAGAGGCCAAUUCCUCUUUCGAGUCGUUUGCCGGUGCUGCUUCCGUGGUUUCACCCUCGGCAUUCCUUGCCCUCAUCCUUGGUCUCAUUGCUCUGCUGUGAUUUCAAAUCUCAGUGUGCAUCUAAAUUGAAAAGCAUUUUUCCUAGGCAAUAGUUUCGGAUUUGUUUUCAUCAGGCUCCUCAAGAAAGCGUCAUUCCUUUAAAGCACUUGCAGCGAUUAGCAUUAAUAGGCAUAUCACUAGAUAGUAUCAAUAAAGU
Messenger RNA from Aplosporella prunicola CBS 121167, 2316 nucleotides. RefSeq lists its product as uncharacterized. The transcript has a single exon. Lineage: Eukaryota; Fungi; Ascomycota; Dothideomycetes; Botryosphaeriales; Aplosporellaceae. The record is from RefSeq and is a predicted model, not a curated record. The coding region runs from base 1 to 2160 and encodes 719 amino acids.